Molecule: messenger RNA, 1691 nt
Organism: Musa acuminata AAA Group (dessert banana)
Lineage: Eukaryota; Viridiplantae; Streptophyta; Magnoliopsida; Zingiberales; Musaceae
Exons: 5
Coding region: 211-636 (141 amino acids)
Source: RefSeq, a predicted model, not a curated record
GUGAGAUCUCCGCCGAAGAAAGGGAAGGCCUCUCUCCAUCGUCAUCACGUCCGUUCGACGAGAAAGAUCAACGGUCCAUUUUAUUCGCCGGAUGAGCGCGAGGCAUGUCACGUGAUACGUAGGCUGCCUCGGUCGGUUCUCGUCCGCCUUUGGAACCUUAACCGACAAAAGAGAGGAAAAGGAAUCCCUCGGCAGAGGAGAGCGGCGGCCAUGGGAUCGAUGGCGAGGAACGACGGGACGAGGCCCAGGGAGAACGACGGCGCCAGUGCUGGAUUUUUGUUGGUGGAUUGCACCGGGAUACUAUCUAUGGGAAAUCUACGACCUGCUUCAGAUCCUGACUUAUCUUAUGGAUUCUCUGGCCACGAAGUCGCGAAAGACUACGAAGCUCAACAGAUUCGUUCAUCGAUUUUGGUGUUGAAACCAAAAAAACUAUACCACGGGGCUCUCUUCGGUCUAAAGAUUUUAAAACCAAGAAAAUAUUUGUUGGUGGGAUUCGGUCAACUGUUACAGAAGAUGAGUUCAAGAAUUUCUUCUCAAAGUAUGGAAAGGUGGAGAAUCACCAGAUUAUACGUGACCAUUCAACCAACAGAGCAUGUGGCUUUGGCUUUAUCAUAUUUGAUUCGGAAGAAAUUGUAGAUGAUUUGUUAUCUGAGGGAAAUAUGAUUGAUCUAGCUGGUUCUAAGGUGAGUUUUAUACAGUUGUUGAAAAAUGAUCUCAUUAAAAUUGAUCCAAGUUUGCCCCAUGUGCAUUUUGCACUGUUCCAUUUUGUGUUUUGGAAUUAUGAAGAUAAACAAGCAGUUAACAUGCUUAUUUUUGCCACACUGAUAUUCGAUAACCAUGUCGCAUUGUAGGUUGAUUUUGGGUUCAUAGAUAUUCCUGACCAAGGCUGUUGACUUUUUCAUGUAACAGGAAUUAGGUUAAUGCUGUUGCAUUGUUGUAGGUGGAGAUCAAGACAGCUGAACCAAAGAAAGUCUCAAACUAGCCGGCUUCAUAUGGUAGUGAACCUAGGCCACGGUCUUUUAGUGAUAGCUUUGGUGGUCUUGCCAACACUUAUAGUGGUUUUGGAGGUGGUGGAUAUGGCCCUGGUCCCUAUAGGACUCCUGGAGGUUUUGGUGGUAGGUUUGGUGGCUAUGGUGUUGGUGCUGGUGAAUUCGGUGGAGGAUAUGGUGGUUUUGAUCGAGGAUUAGGUGUGGCAACCUAGGGGAAUCUUCCCUUGGUCAUUCAAGUUGGCUUGGAUCUUAUGGGGGAGGGCUUGGUGGUGGAUAUGGGCCGAGUGGCUUCGGUGGCUAUGGUCACGGUGAUGAUACCUUUGGUCGUUAUGAUGCUUUCUAUGGUGGUGCAUAUGAUGAUUCUAGCCCAGGUGCCGAAUCUGGUGGAAUGUAUCAUAGUCGGGGAAGCUAUGGCAGUGGUGCUGGCAGUUUCUCCUCAGUAUGCUUUUUGUUCUAGUCAUUUCACGACAGCUUGCAUUAGUGCACCAGAUGCAUAGUUCUUGAUCUGCAAUCUUUCCAAGGUCACUGAUAGAAGAGCUUUGCUAGUUUGCUUGUUUGACUGUUGUGAGAGCCAUGUAAUACAUAGAACACAAAUUAGAUGCUCUCUGGUUUGUUUUUUCUUGCUCUUUUUUUGGUUAUUCUAGACUUGUAGACCACAUACCUUGGUGUGUAGAAUGCUUUAAUAUCAGUUUCUAUCCAGCA